AUGAUGAGCUGCAGCAGCCGCAUCAUCAACAACAACUGCAUCAUCAUCAGCUGCAACAACUGCAUCAUCAGCUUCAACUGCAGCAUCAGCAUCAGCUGCAACAGCAGCACCAUCAACAACAUCCACAUCAGGAGCUGCAGCAGCAACAACAGCUGCAUCAACAGCUGCAUCAUCAGGAGCUUCAACUGCAGCAUCAGCAUCAUCAUCAUCAUCAGCCGCAGCAACUGCAACAGCUGCAACAGCCGCAUCAUCAACAACAACUGCAUCAUCAUCAGGAGCUGCAACAGCCGCAUCAGGAGCUGCAACUGCAUCAGCAACAUCAGGAGCAGCAACUGCAACAGCCGCACCAUCAGGAGCUGCUGCUGCAUCAGCUACAUCAGGAGCAGCAACUGCAGCAGUGGAGACAGGAACAACAACACGCGCUACAUUGGAGACACCAGCAGCAGGAGCAACACUGGAGACAGCACCAACAACUGCUGCUGCUGCAUCAGGAGCAGCACUGGAGACGGGAACAACAGCAGCAAAGACGACGGCGUCGGCGCCGGCGGCGCGAAACCCCUCCUCCUGUUGCUGACGAGGGCUUUGAAGAAGCCUCCGCUGACGAACACGCACAGCAGGAAGGCGCCGUCAAUAUCCGUCGCGCCCCUGGCCCUGCAAACACCAGCGGCAGAGGCGGUCAUGCCCGUGGUGCCAUUGGCCUCCUGCCCAACGGGAACGGUUCCAACGCGGCCACCGUCCCGCUCGCCCCUGGGCCAGCCAACCCUCAUCCUCAUCCUCAUCCUCAUCACCAUCCUCAUUGAUGUGAACGCCAUCGUCUCGCCAUUGACAUCGACAGAACCGCAUCUCUCACGUAAGGAAUGGCGAUGA
Molecule: messenger RNA, 867 nt
Organism: Salpingoeca rosetta
Lineage: Eukaryota; Choanoflagellata; Craspedida; Salpingoecidae
Exons: 2
Coding region: 1-867 (288 amino acids)
Source: RefSeq, a predicted model, not a curated record